UAUAGAUUAGUCGAAAGAUCUGUCGAUGAUUUGGAGAUCAUUUAUGAAGAAUUGUUACAUAUAAAAGCAUUGUCACACCUGUCAAACAGUGUCAAGAAAGAGUUGGCGAGUGUCUUAUGCUUCGAAUCUCAUCCUAGAGCUGGAACCGUUCUAUUUAAUCAAGGAGAUGAAGGAAAAUCUUGGUAUAUUAUACUUAGAGGAUCGGUAAAUGUGGUUAUUUAUGGAAAGGGUACAGUUUGCACCUUACAGGAGGGUGACGAUUUCGGAAAACUGGCAUUAGUAAAUGAUGCACCGAGAGCAGCAACAAUAGUCACAAGAGAAGAUAACUGUCAUUUUUUAAGAGUGGAUAAAGAUGAUUUCAACAGAAUACUCAGGGACGUUGAAGCCAACACAGUCAGGUUAAAAGAACAUGGUCAAGAUGUCCUAUUGCUUCAGAAAAUACCAACAGAUGGUCGCCAGAGUGACGGUUCCCAUUCCCAUUAUAAAUACACAGUGAUGGCAGGAACACCACAGAAGAUGCUGGAACAUCUUUUAGAAACUAGAAUAGAUACAAGAAGCGAAGAUAGCUCAGAUACAUUUCUAGAAGAUUUUCUUUUAACUCACGUCAUCUUCAUGCCAAGUCAUCAGUUCUGUCCAGAAUUAAUGAGGCAUUAUAAGAUAGAUGAGGCGAAUUCCAGACAGGAAAAGGAAUUUAUUCUUGCAAAUAAGAGAAGAGUUGUGCAAUUUACUCAUAUAUGGGCCACAACGAUACGAGAUGCUUUUUUCGAAGAUACUAGCAUCUUCUCCUUUCUCCAUGAGCUGCAAGAAGCUGUCGUUGAAGAUUGUAAAAAGUAUAGAGGUCUUCAAGAAGAAUUAAAAUGCAUUACGGCCAUUAUAGAAGCUAGAGAAAAAUUUCACCAAAAAAUAGAAUCGGAAGGACCACAAAAGUGGAAAUGUGGACCUUACGGGCAAAUUCGUUCUUUAACAUCAGGAAGCACACAAGAUGGAGAGAUCGAACCAGGAAGGAAAACAAUCAGAGCUACCGACGAAAUUAUAUUUAGAGUUUAUUGCGCUGAUCACACGUAUACAACAUUGAAGACAGUGGUGGGUGCCACAGCCGAGAUUAUCAAGAGAAGCGCUGCUGAAAAACUUGGAUUAAAGGACGAUCUGGUUUUAGUUGAAGUGAAAUCAACCGGUGAGAGAGUGGUUUUUAAAGAUGCAGAAGUAAGUGUAUCAACAGGUUUAUCCAUCAAUGGACGAAUUUUCUUAUCUCCGUCCGACCACCAGGACGCCUUAACUCCAUUACAAGAACAAGACGGACCAUUGGAAGGCACGGGGGCUAUCUUAGAGACUUUGAGUUCAUACGAUAUUGCAUAUAACAUGACUAUAUAUGACUGGGAUCUAUUUUGUUGCGUUCAUGAGUACGAGUUAAUAUAUCAAGUAUUUGGAAGACAUCAGUUUAGAAAGAUUAUGUCAAAUUUGGAUGUUUUUCUUAGAAGAUUUAACGAAGUGCAGUACUGGGUCGUGACAGAAAUGUGCUUAGCAACAUCCCUUGGAAGAAGAGUACAGUUGUUAAGGAAAUUUAUAAAAAUUGCUGCUCAUUGCAGAGAAAAUCAGAAUUUGAACACGUUCUUUGCUGUAGUAAUGGGAUUAAGUAAUGUUGCAGUCAGUCGACUCUCACAAACAUGGGAGAGGCUUCCUAAUAAAUUUAAACGUACUUUUGCGGAAUUUGAAACUUUAAUUGAUCCUUCGAGGAAUCAUCGAAGGUAUAGGUUAUCUGUAAAUAAAAUGGAUCCCCCCAUAAUUCCGUUUAUGCCCUUGCUCCUGAAGGACAUGACCUUCUCGCACGAGGGCAAUAAGACGUAUCUGGAGGGAUUAGUCAAUUUUGAGAAAAUGCAUAUGAUUGCCCAAACUCUUCGUUCAUUACGCCAAUGUAGAAGUCAGCCCAUGGUGCUAGAACCAUCUCAAUCAAGUAAAGCCCAAGUAGAAGUCAGCAAUUACAUAAGGAACUUUAGAGUGAUUGACAAUCAGCGAAGAUUGACACAACUAUCGCACAACCUUGAACCAAGACGUUCUUAGGGGAUUUGCAUUCAACAAUUUUUAUCGACAUAUCAUGAACUAUCUGAUGUCAGGGAACAAUGAAACAAAAAAUAAAGAUAAAGAAAGUAAGAUGAUGGAGAUCUUCAAAGUCAUUAAAAAAGUUAACUCUUCGGUACCAAAUUCUUGUUAGAAGUACGGGGAAAGGCGACAUUUUGUAUGUGUCCCAAGUAUUGUUAAUGGCAAAUUAUAAUAAAAUCUGAACCAUUUAAGAUAGUUGAAAGUAUUGUCUAGUGUUUAAAACAUCAUGGAAUGAUAGUUUGGAUAAUCUUUAGCAUAAAGUAAAGCAUAAGAUACUCAAUUUUUAAUGCUUUCUAUAUAUAUGCACAUUAAUAUUAUAUAGGGUGUUAAUAACGAUGCUAAUUCAAAGUUAUAAACAGUAAAUAAAUAAUAAAAUAAUUAAACAAUACAAUAAAAAUUUAAUUUAAAUAUUUAUAUAAUUUAUUUAUGAUUUGUUAAACAGCUUAUUAAACUGAAUCACAGAUACCUAUGCAAACCAAACAUUACAUAUCAAUAAAAGCAUAAAAAUAUAUGCUAAAGCUUAAUAAAAACUAUGCAAGGAUCAAAAAAAGUUGUUAGAAAGGAUAUAUAUAUAUAUAUUAAUUUUUUAUUGUGUAGAUAUUAAACGAUGAAAAAAUGAAAAAAACAGAUUAUAAAUUAUGCAAAGUUAUACAAAAAUUGAGUAUAUGGGACGUGAAAGUCGCCUUUUCCCCUCAGAAAAAACACAAAUUAAGGACUAUGAAGUCUCAGUAUAGUCCUUGCUAGUCUUCCAUUUUUAUUGCUACGCAGCCGGGUGCAAUAUAAAUAAAUAAAUAAAUAAAAAGUAAAUAAAUAAAUAAAAUAUAUAUAUAUA
This is a messenger RNA of Centruroides sculpturatus (bark scorpion), 2929 nucleotides long. Its product is annotated as rap guanine nucleotide exchange factor 4-like. Gene Ontology annotation, cellular component: plasma membrane. The record is from RefSeq and is a predicted model, not a curated record. The transcript is spliced from 18 exons. The annotation marks the transcript as partial. Lineage: Eukaryota; Metazoa; Arthropoda; Arachnida; Scorpiones; Buthidae. Gene Ontology annotation, molecular function: guanyl-nucleotide exchange factor activity. Gene Ontology annotation, biological process: positive regulation of GTPase activity; Ras protein signal transduction.